Messenger RNA from Emiliania huxleyi CCMP1516, 882 nucleotides. RefSeq lists its product as hypothetical. The transcript has a single exon. The record is from RefSeq and is a predicted model, not a curated record. NCBI's taxonomy places the organism in Eukaryota, Haptophyta, Isochrysidales, Noelaerhabdaceae. The coding region runs from base 1 to 882 and encodes 293 amino acids.
AUGACCAUGGCCCUGGCGGUGCUCGCCGCCGGCCCAGCCUGGCACGUGGCCGCGGCGCCGCCCUCCGCGCCGCUCAUAGGCAUCAACUACUUUGCUGGCUGGUGGACGGGGCCAGGCGACAAGUGGAAAGAGCCGUGGAACACAUCUGUGGACUGGCGCCCUCUGUAUCCCGGACGCGUGCCGCUCAUCGGCCAGUACACGACCGAGCAGUCCACCAUGGACGGCGAUAUCGUUGCCGCGAGCAGUGCGGGCGUGGACUUUUUCAGCAUCUUGUGGUACGAUAACUACCCAUGCGGACACCGCGCUCCGGGCUCUGGGCACCUGAACGACGGCCUGUCGCUGUUCAUGUCGAGCAAGGAGGCGCACCGCAUGCAGUUCAUGAUCGAGUGGUGCAUCGCGCUACCGUUAUUUGGGGUGCACUCUGAUAUGGAGUGGCAACGUAUGGUGCGCGACGACUGGCUGCCGGCGUUCAAACACCAGUCUUACCUGCGCGUUGGCGGUGCGUUGGUGUUCAAAGUGCACUCGGGGCCAGCGUUCAAAGUCAACUCCUCCGCCUCCGACGCCGUUGUGUCAGCGCGGCUCGACUUUCUGCGUCGAUUGGUGAGAAAUGCCGGGCUGGGUGAGAUGAUCAUCGGCGCCGGGUCGACCAUCACGGACACGAGCGACCCGGCCGAGUGGUGGGGUUUCAGUUACAACUUCACAAACGACUAUGCUGGGGUGCUGCACGACGACCCGAAAUGGGCGGGCCGUGUACUGCCGUGGCGAAACGAGUCUGCCUUUGUACGUGAGUGGCGGCGCAAGCAGGCCCGCGCAGCAGCACAGGCCAACCCGCGCCGCACCUGGACGAGGCAGAAGGGAACGACGCGACAGAGGAGGAAAUGA